Messenger RNA from Lodderomyces beijingensis, 411 nucleotides. The record is from the annotation of a GenBank genome assembly. Lineage: Eukaryota; Fungi; Ascomycota; Pichiomycetes; Serinales; Debaryomycetaceae.
AUGGCAAACUCAAGCAAGGAUUUUCUAUACUUGGUGGGAACACUUUUGCUAGUCCAUUCGGGCUAUUCGUCGUUUGAAUUUCACAAAUUAACAGCAUCAACUCACAAACAACACUCGUUGCCGCUAGAUAUCUCGCUUGAAGCCGUUGUCGGGUUCAUCAUAAUAUUGGUUGGCGCAAUAACCUCAAUUGAAAACCCCAAGUACUUGUCGGUGGAAGAUAAAAUCAUACUGGAAGAAUCCCGAUAUUUGAAACCUAUCGAAAUGAAAAAUGCUGUCCAAUUGGGCGAACAAUUGGGGUUGGCUGAUUAUUCCGAUUUGGAGAAUCGUGUUGCGUUCAUUGAUGUAAGGAGAAUCAGGGGUGAAUACGCCGAUUGGGCUGUUAAACAAAACCUGGAAAAGAAAACAGAAUGA